CCCUCGUGGAUGCAUUCUCUGACUCAGCAGAAGUCGCUGGAAAACAUUGUUUGCUCACAGAUAAAAGCUGCAGCGCACCAGCAGAGUGGCAGCGCACCUGUGCAACUGGAGUGAAAAGGAGAGAGCACAUCCUUUGCACAACCAGCUCGUGGCAGCUGGUCCAGCCCAAGCCCUUGAGCAACAGCUGAGCCUGCAGCAUCCUUAGGGGUGCUGUGCUGUUGUCACAGAUUCCUCCUACAGGUCCCUUGUGCCAAAUCCUGAGAAAAAAAGACAUCCAACCCUGGGAAAACAGAAGGCGGCCAAAAGCAAGAGCAUCCAGAGCAACCUGCCAGGGGGUUGUUUAUCGCAUGGGCAAAGCAGGCUCUGGCUCUCGGGUGAGGGGGCAUUCCUGCACGCCCGGCUGCAGAAGGCAGCAUGCUGUGCCCGGCCAGCCGGCAGCUGGCACCAGUGUCACCCAGUGCUCUGAAGCUCCCAGGAGACACUGUGUUGUUCAGGGAAUGAUCUCAGGAAGGAUGACCAACCUGGGCAGCAGAACACCUGCAGGGUGGAGGGAAGGGAAGAGUCUUCCCCUCGUGAGGUCAAGCCCAGGCUUGAUGGAGCAGGGUGAAUGGACGGGCUGCGGUGCAAAGCCAGAUGAUUUCCUCUGCUGGACAGGGCCAAAUCCUGAGGUCAGUGGUUAAGCGACGCACACUUUGGCGUUUCAUGCAUUCAGUCCUGGAGCUCUGUGUGUGAAAUGGAGCUAAGGGACGGGGAAAAAGGUAGUAAAAAUUCUCUGUGGUGCCAGUGCCAGCAGAAACCCUUCUGCUCACCACGCUCAGAGACUGGCGUGCCUUUCUCCUGUGGCUGUGGCGAGUACCUCCCCAGUUCCACCUGGAGAACAUCCAGCUUCCGCAUCAGGAAGGUGUUUCUGGCUGGAAGGGAUACACGCUCGAGUUGGCAUUGAUUUCAGGUCUCUUCGUGGCUACCCCUGCAGUACCUGGGCACGCUUUGCCAUACACGGCAUGCAUUUUGCACAGUAGAGCCUUUCAUAAGUGUGGAGUUACAGACUUUCUGAAUGAACAAGUGUAUAUAUAGAGUAAAGCUUUCCUAUAUGGUCUGACUUCCUACAGCCUAGCAGAUAGAGUAGUGCCACACUUCAGGUAGGGAUGAAGACAGCGGCUAAUUAAAGUUCAGAAGCCGAGCCAUUUGGUUUGUUUUGAGAUCUUGUACUCCUCAAAUUAUUGUAGAUGUGAGCCAGGUCUGGCUUUAGAUGAGCAGAUGGGCUUAAUGCCUCCCUGGCUGGAGAGAGGCAGGUUAAGGGGACAAGGCUUUCCGAAAACAGGACUUUGCUGUGGCAGGGGCUCUCACAUCCGUGGCUAUGGGGAGCCCCGGGAGGUGUCUGAGAGCAGAGCAGGCUCCUUCGCAUGUAAGGGAUGGCAGAGCUGCGAAAGCACACCCGUCCAGAAUAGCGGGGAGCAUCUGGGGGAGGACACAGUUCAUCUGGCAGAAUUCGUUUUGGGGGAUUAUCAAUAAACUGCCAGCCCUUUAGUGCAGAAAACGAGUUAUCUCUUCCAGAUGUGCUGAGGGGAAACUCCAACCUGUGAGAGGAAGAAAAAAGCCACUGUCCAGCUAUUGAAAAAAAAGCUUCACCUCAAUUUAAACCCCGGCUGCUGCUGUUAAGCCCCUGCUAUGGGAUUAGCUGUGGUCCCCAGAGCGUUCUGGGGUGGACCUAGGCAUGUCCUUGGUGGUAUCUGGAAGGAGUCCCCUGCCCUCCUGGGGUCACCAGGCCGAGCUGCCCCCUUGCAGAAAAUGAGGCCGUUGGGGACCGUUGGAAAACUCGAAAUUUGGGUGAAAAAGGCAAUAUCUCCAAAUAAGGUGGGAAUGAAGAGUCCCGUCGGCCCGGGCUGCUCUGCCCGGCUCUCCAGCGAGCGUGCAGGGACCUCUUGUGGCAGCUCUGCCCGAGAGCUCCUGUCCCCGCUCUUCUGUGCGGCUUCUUCUGGGACAAGCCUGGCCUCCGAGCCCAGCCUGUGCUAUGUGGCUGACUAUCUGACCUGAUCUGGUGUCAAGGGACCCGCUUGUAACGGGGCUUGGAAGUCUCCAUCUCCGAACCUGUGCCCGGUUAACGGCGUUGCCGCAGAGGAAGGGAGAAAAGGCUGGAAACAGGGCUGGUGAGAAACCGCUGCCCAACGGCAAGUCCUGGCAAAAGUACAUAAAAACUGGGCUAAAAUUACCUAAAAAGUAGUAUUUAUGCAGCUGGUGCUGUAGCAGUGGGAUCAAAGCCCCUGAACAAGAGGCUCAAUUAAUCGUGGCUUAAAUUCCUCCCAUGCAGAAGUGGUAGGUAAAAGCUCUCCAGCAUCCAGAAGCAUUUUAACUAUUCCUGUCCGCGACCCGAGCCUGGCCAAACGUUCGUGUUUAGCUGAGUAACACGGUGGGUGGGGGACCCCCUGGGACAAACGGGGCCGGGCCCGCAGGCGUUCCACGGUCCGGGACUUCUCCCGCAGGCGGGCGAGGGCAGGGUUGUCACCGCGGCAAGGGUUAGUCGAGAUUUCUGAGGCUAAACCACUGUAGACGACUUCUCAAUAGGGAUCUUCUCUCUGCAAUUUUAUACUGCAAUUAAUUGUUAAAUUAUUUUCCUCCUCAGUGCCCUGAGCAGCCUGGCAUGUCUCCAAGGCGUCUCCCUUUCCUUGUCAUAUCUUAUGCUAAGCAGAAAUGUCUUUGUAUUUGGCCUUCUCAGUAACAGAUUAGCCGAUGUGAUCCUUCAAGUCUUAAUACGUAAGAUUACGUAUAAUCCCUCAAGCAGUCAGGCCUGUGGAUCACCUCAGGCAGCACCUCCCUGCCACUAAACCACUAUGAAAUUACAUCGCCAUGUCCAGCUUUUAAGCAAAUUUCUGCAGGCUGAAGAGACUUUUCUAUCGGUUGGGAGUGUCUCGCCCCUCUCCUUCUGAUCUGAUUUAAUCGCUGCCCUCCUCAGUGUCCUCUCCAUGAGCGUAUUCCUUGUUGAUGUUUCGGUGUCCGUCACCCCAACCAGGGCAGCGGCUGAGAGCUCGGGCUUCACACGCUCCUGCUUCGGCAAAGAGAAAGUAGAAGAUUUAGUCCAGAGUGAAAACCUCACGGGAGAGGCAGGGUCUGAUGUCAAUCGGUGCGUGCACGGUGAUUCAUCCCGGCUGCAGAAGAGAAGCAAAAUCUGUGCGGCGGCCGCGCUUCUGGUGGAGACUUCGAAAAGCAAGACGGGAACGAUCAAAUUACGGGCAGCUGGAAAAGCAGCGUAGUUGUGGGCUGGAACUAAAAGUAGUUGUGGGCUGGAACUAGAGAAAUGGUGGGUACGGGAUCCUGGAUUCCCACAAAGCCCGGACAGCAGAGCUGGGCUAUCCCAGACCCCGGGGAACUCCUCUGGGGACGGGACGGGGGAUGGCGGGCAGGGGAGCUGCGGGCAGAGCGGGUUGUUUGGCGGGGCAGUGGGACCCUCCUGCUCGCCUGCGGUGCGCUGGGACCCGGCGGAGCGUGUGCCCGGGAGGGACGGCUCUCCAGCACGGCGCGACCGUGCGGCAGCUUCCCUGCUCCCAGGUGGGGCGAAGGCCCGCCGGCCGCAGCACUUCACGGAGCUCUUCAGCCAGCCGGUGCCACCGGGGCGGACGAGGAGCCGCAGGGGGACGGGGAGGCGUCCCCAGCCCGGCGGCGGGACACCCGCGCCACGCUUGCAGCCGGCUUUUGGGCCGGCCGUCGGUUGUGCCGCGCUCCCGGGAAGGCGGGCGCGCACCCCGGGGUGCCCGUUGCCGUUCCCCCCUCCCCUGGGUGCCGGGCUCGGGGGGAAGCCCUGCCCAGCGUGUCUGCCGCCCGGCGGGGGUGGGGCGACCCCCGCAGCCCACCCGGCCCUUCCCUGCGGGGCCGGUGCUCGCUGGCUCCCCGCCCCGGGGCCGCGCAUCCCGGCCGGGGCGGUGCCGGUGCCCGGGGCGGUGCCGGUGCCCGGGGUGGAGCCGGGCGGUGCCGGUGCCCGGGCGGUGGCGGUGUCCGGGGCGGUCCCGGGGCGGUGGCCCCGGCGCUGGGCGAGGCGGAGCCGUCGGGCGGCGCGGCCGGCGCCCAUGGGAGCCCGGGGGAAGGCGCGGGCCGGUGGAUGCCCAUGGCUUUCAGCCCGGGGCUGCUGCUGGUGGCCGGUUCCUUCGCCGCCUUCCGCCUGCUGAACCGGGGGCUGGAGCGGCUGGUGCCGCCGCCGCCCUCGGCCCGGCGCAACCGCUGGAAGUGGCGCAACAUCUGGACGUCGCUGGCUCACAGCGUGCUCAGCGGCGGCGGGGCGCUGGCUGGGUUCUGCUUCCACCCUGGGCUGGCCGAGGACCUGGUGGGCACGCAUCCGCCCGGGGCACACAGCCUGGUCGCCGUGUCCGUAGGUUAUUUUCUUGAAGACUUUGUGGACAUGUUGUGCAAUCAGAAACUUCACCAGUCCUGGGAGCUGCUCUUCCAUCACUCUGUGGUGAUUGUCUGCUUUGGUAUUGCAGUGCUGCUCCAUCAGUACAUCGGGUUUGCCCUCGUGGCUUUACUGGUGGAGAUUAACUCCAUCUUCCUCCACCUGCGUCAGAUCCUGCUCAUGGCCAACCUGGUGCACACCACUUGCUAUCGUCUCAACAGCAUCAUCAACCUGGGCACCUACGUGGUGUUUCGCAUCACCACACUGGCCUGGAUGACUCGCUGGCUCUUCCUCAAUCGGGAGAAUGUGCCCCCAGCGACGUACGCCGUGGGCACGGUGGGCAUGGCAGUCAUGACGCCCAUGAACAUCAUCCUCUUCUACCGCUUGCUGCGUAGUGACUUCUUCAAGCCCAGCCGGGCUGUGCAGAAGGAGAAGGAGCAAUAGCCUCCUUCCCCGCAGGGUCAGGGGAUGAGCAGCCCAAGCCUAUGGAGGACAGCAAAGCGCAGUGCAGAGUGAGUGUGGCUGUGUCAGUACCUUGCUUGGAGGGUCUACACUAACAGAACAGCUGGGCUAUUGUUGUGGCUGCAGAUCCUGGGCGCUGCACAGCAGAGAAGCUGCUCAUGGACCAGGCACUGGGGCUCUGCUCCUGCCGUGCCUUUGGAUGACGUGGUCGGAUGACCAGGAGCUGCUCAGAGAAGCUUUGACAGCUCUCACAGCAUCCCGAGCCACCACUGAGAUGCGAAGGGAGGAGAAGAGCAGUUUCCCCACUGUUCUUCCAGACAGCCAAACACCUCAGUGUGUUUCCAACCCCUUUGGUGCUGCAGCCUGCAACGUCCCAUCAGCUGGGGGAUGCUGUGCUCAGCCAUGCGUUCUCCGUGGCACUUCCCAUGGGAGCACCACCAGACAAGAGAGGCUCAAAGGCUUCACCCUCGAGGCCAGGGCCAGUAGAAGCCAAAUCCUGCACUCCUGAGUCCUCCCUGAGGAGAUUGUCCCAGGUGGGUGAUGGAGGGAGAGGCUGAGACCUGUCUGGGUGGGAUGCUGCCUGCUGUGGGGUCCAGGUCAGGGGCAGAGCACCAGGCAGUGGGUUCUGCGGCGCUGUGCUCAGGGACAGGCGCCCAAAUUCUCCUGACAGCUGGAGCUUUUCCUGUGUUGUUUCAUUCCCGGAUAUGUUAAGUGCCCAUAAAUGAGUGUGGGAGAGUGUGAGUCUCUGGCCAGGAUGAUGCUAGGUGAUGAUCACUUCCCACAGAUGUGGAGUUUUCAGGCAUAGGCAUCUAUUAGGGUUUAGGCAUAUAUUAGGAAUGAAAAGUUCUGCUGCAGAGCCCAGUGUAACGCUCUUACCCAGCAGCAAGGGCUUUUACUAACAUGAGCUUUUAAUAAAUGGCUGCAAAAGAAACGGCUUGAGGGGAAGGGGCUUAGAGGUAAAAGGGACUGAGCAGCCCACCCUGCUCCAGGGGUGUCCCUGCUCAGUACCCUGCACAGAAGCACUGUGCUCAGUGCUUCUUACCCUAUGUCUCCCCGCCACAGAGUAAAAAUACACUGUAUACUGGCACAGCCUACCUCUCUUGGGGUGUCCCCCCGCCUCCUUUCUACGGGGGCUGACACCCUCCUGCCCUCCUGGGCAAGGGGAGGCUGUGCUUCCCUGGGGCUGCAACUGGGAGGCUAAAUGGCAGCAGGACCAGUGCCAGCUCCCGCCAAAGCUCUGCCUUUAGCCCUGCUGCACCGAGCUGCUUGUGACUUGCAGGGUUAGGAAAGUGCUGGCUGCGAAAUAGGGCGGGUGGCAGCCUGAGCACCCACCACGUGGCUUUGCUGCUCUCAUUCCCGAUGCUGGAGGCCAGCUUGCAGCAAAGCUAGGAUCCUUGUGGUUUGCUCUGCCUGUCCCUGGAGGCUUCCUAUGAUAAGGAAUCAGAAUAUUUUAAAUUUUUUUUACUCCACAUUUCCUUUUCCCCACUGAUUCCCACACACUGAACUGUUCCCCAGUAGCUCAGCACCCUGUAUAAAAGCAAGGUCAUUCCACUCAGCGUUACGUGUACUGGUUUUGAGAAAUCCACUGGAUCUGACAUGCUUUCUGUGUGGCAAAUAACCUUUAAC
Messenger RNA from Phalacrocorax carbo (great cormorant), 6466 nucleotides. NCBI's taxonomy places the organism in Eukaryota, Metazoa, Chordata, Aves, Suliformes, Phalacrocoracidae. The record is from RefSeq and is a predicted model, not a curated record.